This is a messenger RNA of Cladocopium goreaui, 1830 nucleotides long. The record is from the annotation of a GenBank genome assembly. NCBI's taxonomy places the organism in Eukaryota, Dinophyceae, Suessiales, Symbiodiniaceae.
UGUCGUUCACGCUCAUGAGAUUCACGGCCCCUGCUGCGUGAAAAGAUGGGUGAUGUCAAAGACGCAGACGAUGAUCCGUCAAAGAUUGCAGACCAGAGCAAGGUCGUGGCGCUCUAUGACUUCGAACCUUCCAAGAUCGAUUGGCCUUUCAACCGGCAGAAGCCUUUGGCGCUGAGCACCGGCCAGGUGGUCGAGAUCGUUCAUGACGAUGGCUCGGAGUGGGCCCUGGGACAUCUGGCAGGAGUGCCAGAGACCUUGGGCUACUUCCCCAAGAACUACACCGUUUCAGUGGGCGAGUACCAGGAGAUGAUGCGCGACUUCGAGAAUCAGGAACAGCAAGAUGGAGAUGAGGAUGAGGCUGAUCAGGUGCAAGGGCCUCCCGAGACGCGCGCCAUCCCCGCUGGGCCUUUGCCUGCUCCUCUGGUGGAGCAACAGACGCAGGUCUACUAUGAUGAGGUGAAAGAGAAGGAAAAGGAGACAAAGAAGAAGGACGAGCCCAAAGAACUGCCCGAGCUCGUCUACCCGGGGAUCUCCGAAUAUCCUGCCAUUGAAGCUAGACCCCCGCAGCCCACGGCCUUUGAGGUGACCAAGAGCCGCAUGCUGCGGGAGAUGCCUCCGGUGCCACUGCCGGCACCUGAGGAGCCGGCGCCCCCCGAGGACGACAUCAUGGCGGCGCGCUGGGAAGUGGAGGCGGAACUGAAGGCGCAGGAGGAUAUCAUGGAUAUCAAAGGUGGCGUGAUCACCUACUCCCGCAGCUCCACCCCGGCCACCAUGGCGGCGUCCCGCCCGGAACGGGACUUCGUGCGGAAGAAGGCGCGCAGGAACGUCCAGCAGGAUCACUUGAGGCCCGUGAAUCAGCUCAUGGGGCUGGUGAACACCCAUGUCCGCACUGCUUGGGAGAUCAAACAGCAGCCCUACAAGACGGAUCUGCGGGCGCGAAGCACCACCCUUCGGGUGGCCGCUGGAAUUGAGCCCGCGCACAUGCGCUUUGCGCUGCAGAGGGCCAAUGAGACAGGAGCCAAGUGGAAACAGAUGUUCAGGCCGGGCUUCAACGAUACGGUGAACGAAGCCUUUCUAGUUGGUUGCAAUUCAUGCAUCCUGAGCCAUCUUUAUCUGAAGGAUAAAGAGGCCAAGGAGCAGUUUCAGAAGCUGCACGUCAAGGAUGUGAAUGGCGUUGUGUGGUUUGAGCUGCAGCGCAAAAAGGCCCAUCUCUUUUACAUGCGCAUGGACUAUACAGACGUGAUGAUGGCACACCCAGAUGCCUGGGGCUUCCCAGAUACCAGUCGCGUCGUGGCCGCCAACCCUGGAGAACCUGUGAAUCCCUUUCACGGUUGGUAUGCUCAGCAUUCCAUCGAUCCGGAGGCGGAGCUGGAAGAUGUGGAGCUGCUUGGCGCCACGGAUCUCCCGCGCAAGCGCGGACAGGCUGAAGAUAUUGGAACAACACCUAUGAAACAGUUUCGCUAUACCUUGCGGCUUCGCAGCUUUCCCGAGACCACCUUUCAAGCCUUAGCGCUGGGGAAGAUCCCAGAGUGGAUCAAGCCCUACCUUUCCUUGCACGCGGAGGCUGAGGCCCCGGACGACCUGACAGUGGAAGAGGACGAGGAGGCCAUGCCGACAGAGACGGGGAAGGCCAUUGAGCUGGAGAACAACCUGAUGAUGGAGGCGGGGCUCGAAGAUGGCGAUAAUCUCUACGUCAAGUUGGACGAGUUGAAAUUGGCGCGUGAACGAACCACCGGCCCCGACGUCUUAGACGCGGACCUGAGGGCUUACAGACGUUUGAUUGCAGUGGUCGGAGACCGGGAUUGCGGUGUAAAUGACAUAAUGACAUAA